This is a messenger RNA of Myripristis murdjan (pinecone soldierfish), 899 nucleotides long. It is a transcript of the gene denr, whose product is annotated as density-regulated protein. NCBI's taxonomy places the organism in Eukaryota, Metazoa, Chordata, Actinopteri, Holocentriformes, Holocentridae. The record is from RefSeq and is a predicted model, not a curated record. The transcript is spliced from 8 exons. Bases 169 to 762 code for a protein of 197 amino acids. Gene Ontology annotation, biological process: formation of translation preinitiation complex; translation reinitiation. Gene Ontology annotation, molecular function: translation initiation factor activity; mRNA binding.
GAAAAAGAAAACAAGCGCUACUAGAAGAAGAGGCGUGCUUUCAAAAGUAUCUCAACUGAGCCUUAUUGAAUGAAAAUUGCUUUCCAGAAGUCAAACCAUCGUCAGUAAUGCGAACGACUGUGCGGAGCAGACAGCAGUAUUAGAGUGUAUUUCGAGGGAUAAUUUGUCAUGGCUACUACUGAACAAGUUGAAUCUAGUUCUCCAGAGUACAAAGGGGAGCAUGGGACAGCUGACUCUGAUUCAAAGUACCCAUUGAAAGUUCUCUACUGUGGAGUGUGCUCGUUGCCUACAGAGUACUGUGAGUACAUGCCCGAGCCAGCCAAAUGCAGGCAGUGGCUUGAGAAGAACUUUCCAGAGGUAUUUGCCAGGAUGAGUGUAGGGAACACACCCAAGCAGGAAACUGGCAGUGGAGAGGCUCCCCCUGCAGGCGAGGAGGAGGAAAAAAAGAAGCAGAAAAGAGGUGGAAGAGGCCAGAUCAAACAGAAAAGGAAGCCUGUGCCUCAGAAAGUUACGAUAGCAAAAAUCCCAAGAGCAAAGAAGAAAUACGUUACACGGGUGUGUGGCCUGGCAACAUUUGACAUUGAUCUGAAAGAGGCUCAGCGAUUCUUUGCCCAGAAGUUCUCUUGUGGUGCCUCAGUUACAGCAGAGGAUGAAAUAAUCAUUCAGGGAGAUUUUACCGAUGACAUAAUUGAUGUUAUUCAAGAGAAGUGGCCUGAGGUGGAUGAUGACAACAUUGAUGACCUGGGAGAAGUCAAGAAGUGAAGCCCCAAUAUGCACUUUUACUGAGAUGGAUGUGACCUGUAACAACAACAGCCUGGCCAAAUGUACACAUUAACAUUAAAAGUCAUUUUCUAUCUAUUUUAUUUACUGUAUAUAUAUUAAAAAAAAAAAUCUGUUGA